Arabidopsis lyrata subsp. lyrata is the source of this 1665-nucleotide messenger RNA. RefSeq lists its product as uncharacterized. Lineage: Eukaryota; Viridiplantae; Streptophyta; Magnoliopsida; Brassicales; Brassicaceae. The transcript has 10 exons. The record is from RefSeq and is a predicted model, not a curated record. The coding region runs from base 1 to 1665 and encodes 554 amino acids.
AUGUGUUCUCAUUAUUGUUUUUUGUCUGUUCAGUUGAUUGUUACUCCGCUGCUUUUUGUUGACCACAACGAAGAAGGAUGGGGAGAUUGGGAUGAUGAAGUGAGAGACAAGAAAGUGCUGUAUUUGAUUGAGCAGAUAAGGAAAUGUCAUGAAUUCACCAAAAAAGAGUGGCCUGGUGGCUAUGCUGAUCUAGAGCUCAUUUCUGUCAAUGAAAAGGAACGUGUUGUUGAACACAAGAAACAUAUAGUUAACAGGAAAAGGAAACAUACAGCAACUCCUUCUUCAAAGGGAACUCAAUCAAAAUCGAAAGUCGGUACUACAAGGCGAGGCAGGAAGCGUAAGUUUGAUUUGGUUGAUGAUGAUGAGGCAGAUGAUAUAAAACUGUGGGUGAAUUCGCAGUUGGAUGCUAUAAGACGUGAAUUUGCGGAGAGUGUUAAGAAGUUAAGAGCUCAGAAUGUGAAUCUUCUGAAAAAGAUCAAGGCCCUGACAUCUCUGAAGAUGCCAAAAUUUCAAUAUCACAAAUUCUCUCGCUCUAGACAGUCAUCUUGUCCUCCAUCCAGAAAAAUACAUAAAGCAGGUAAACACCCCAUUCUGUCUGAAUCUCCUGUGAAGGCUGCUGUAGAUGCUCAAAACAUCCGAACUCCCCCUUCAAGUCCAUUAACUUCAAUGCAUGAGGAAGACAAUUCAGCGUCAGGAGAACCUGCUAUGCUUGUUGAUGAUAUGACAUGGCGUCGAAUAACUUCUCAACAGUGUGGAAGGAAUUCUGGGAAUACUAACAUGGAUUCAGUUACUUCCCCUCGAAAAAGUCUGAAAGAAUCUCCAUCAAGGUAUUUAUCUGCUGAUAGCACAGAGGCUCCACAGUCUGAUCAACCCAUAUAUGACACUGAGUCUAAACUUACAGACGAGCCUCUGUCUUCUCCUCAACUUGCUGCUGUUUAUGAUACUACAAAGAAACCCUCUUCUAUUGAUGGAUCUGAGGAGAUCAACAUUGGAGACUUGGUCUAUGCGGAUAACGUUGACACAUUGGUUCAAUCAGUUUGCAAGUCUACAAGUCCUACUAUUGCUGCUGCAGAUGUGGAUUCCCUACCAUCACAAGAAGAGUUUCUUGCUGUUGAUUAUUCAAAGAUAAUCCCUCAAGAUGAUCAACCUGAUGCAAACAUUUCUGAUGAUAUUGUAUCAAAUUCUGAUAAACUUCAAAACUCUGAGAUAACCCCCCAAGAUGAUCUACCCGAUGGAAUCAAGUCUGGUGGUAUUGAAACAAAUUUUGUUUUGGUAAAACACUCGGAGAUUGAAACCACCUCUAUCUAUCCUCCCAAAAUUGACCCUCCUGUUCUCCAAGACUCUCUCAACGUCUCCAUUCAAGGCCCAGUUUCUCCAGUGACCAAGAUGGCCGCAGAUACUCAACAAGAUAAAGAUGUUGAUAUUGAAAAUGAUGAUGAUGAGGAUUCUGCAGUCAAAAGUGGAGAUGUUGUUGAUGUCAGUGAUUCAUCUCCUGCAAGAGAACGGAAGCCAACUACUUUGUCAGACAAAGAGGCCAAACUUGUUGAGUUGGUUCUAAAUCUUCCAAGAAACUCACCUACAAAACAGUAUGACCUGUUACCUCGUUUGGACAAAACAUUUUUCAAAGUGUUCAUGGACAUCCUUCGAAAGGCACCACAUACGUAA